UCUUUUCUUUCUUCUCACACUGUGCCAUCGGCGGCAACCGUAUAGAUAAUCGCCGGCGAUCCCUUAACUUCUAACUUAAACCGGGUUAUCAUCCGUUUAGAUCUUUUUCCAAGAUGGGGUUGGACGAAGGUGUGAGGAGACGAGGAUGUUCAUGCGCAAAGGAUGAUUUUCUUCCUGAAGAAUCGUUUAAGAGCUGGGGUAACUAUGUCCAAGCGAUCAAGGAAACUCCGACCAGGUUCAUGGACCGGGUGCUCACCCGAUCGCUUGACUCGACGGAGCUCCACGAAAUCAAGGCUCGGAGCCAGCAUGAGAUGAAGAAGACCCUCUCCUGGUGGGACCUCAUGUGGUUCGGUAUCGGUGCUGUCAUCGGAGCUGGCAUUUUCGUUCUUACCGGAAUCCAAGCCAGAGAAGUUUCAGGUCCCGCCGUCGUUAUAUCCUACGUCGUGUCUGGUAUCUCGGCCAUGCUUUCUGUAUUUUGCUACACUGAGUUCGCCGUUGAAAUUCCCGUUGCAGGGUGGUCGUUUGCCUACCUUAGAGUGGAGUUGGGUGAUUUCAUGGCCUUCAUUGCUGCUGGUAAUAUCCUCCUUGAGUAUGUUAUUGGAGGUGCUGCGGUUGCCCGGUCAUGGACUUCCUAUUUUGCCACCCUUUGCAAUCACCACCCCGAUGAUUUCCGCAUCAUAGUCCAUAGCAUGUCCGCCGACUAUGGCCAUCUCGAUCCUAUUGCAGUUGUCGUUGUGUGUGUCAUCUGUGUCCUUGCUGUACUUAGCACCAAGGGCUCAUCACGCUUCAAUUACAUUGCUUCCAUUAUCCAUGUUGUCGUCAUUCUCUUCAUAAUCAUUGCUGGUUUUGUAAAAGCAGACACCAAAAACUACACCAAUUUCACUCCCUUUGGUGUUCGUGGCAUUUUCAAGUCUUCAGCUGUGCUUUUCUUUGCGUAUGUCGGUUUUGAUGCUGUGUCAACGAUGGCCGAAGAGACUAAGAACCCUGCUCGUGAUAUCCCCAUUGGUCUUGUUGGAUCGAUGGUAAUAACCACAGCUGCAUAUUGUUUGCUGGCUGUAGCAUUAUGCCUAAUGCAACCAUUCGGUAAUAUUGACCCGGAUGCCCCCUUUUCAGUAGCAUUUGAAGCCGCUGGUAUGUCUUGGGCUAAGUACGUUGUUGCUGCUGGUGCAUUGAAAGGAAUGACAACUGUGUUACUCGUCGGUGCCGUUGGUCAAGCACGGUAUCUAACACAUAUUGCACGAACUCACAUGAUGCCACCAUGGCUAGCACAAGUGCAUCCCAAGACCGGGACGCCAAUUAAUGCUACCGUCGUCAUGCUUACCGCAACGGCAAUUAUUGCCUUCUUUACAGAUCUUCCGAUUCUUGCUGAUCUUUUAUCAAUAUCAACAUUGUUCAUUUUCAUGCUUGUGGCUCUGGCUCUUCUUGUUCGCCGUUUCAGUGGCGAGACGACUACAACAAACCGUAACAAGCUAAUUGCUUGCAUCGUGUUCAUGCUUGCGUCUUCAAUUGCAACAGCUUAUUGGGGUCUAAGCGACGAAAAUGAUUGGAUUGCUUAUGUGAUCACCGUGCCAAUUUGGUUCUUAGCUACUCUAGCACUUCAAGUAUCAGUUCCCCAAGCUAGGAAUCCGAAACUGUGGGGCGUACCGUUGGUACCAUGGUUGCCAUCAGCUUCCAUUGCUAUUAAUAUUUUCCUGUUGGGCUCAAUAGAGGGAGCAUCUUUUGCGAGGUUUGGUAUAUGGACUAUUGUGCUGUUGGUGUACUAUUUCUUAUUCGGAUUACACGCAUCUUACGAUACGGCCAAGCAGUCGGCAGAGAAUAAGAUUGGAGAUGGCUUGAAGAAAGUUGAAGAGGGUGGUAAUGUUUCUUCAGAGGCAUAUUCAUCUGCCCCUUAAAUUAUAAAUGGUAACAGCAAAUCUCCUUUAAGUUUAUCACAAGUUUC
Molecule: messenger RNA, 1939 nt
Organism: Hibiscus syriacus
Lineage: Eukaryota; Viridiplantae; Streptophyta; Magnoliopsida; Malvales; Malvaceae
Product: cationic amino acid transporter 1-like
Biological process (GO): amino acid transport; transmembrane transport
Cellular component (GO): plasma membrane
Molecular function (GO): L-glutamate transmembrane transporter activity; L-lysine transmembrane transporter activity
Source: RefSeq, a predicted model, not a curated record